CAAAAACCCUAGCUGCCUAUAAACUCGUUUAAUUUCUCUGCGCCUCUUCUAUAUCGCGAAACCCUAAAAACUCUAAGACCCUCCAAAAACCUCCACUUCCGCCACAACCAUGCCGCCAAAGUUCGACCCCUCCCAAGUCGUCGACGUCUACGUGCGAGUCACCGGGGGUGAGGUCGGAGCCGCCAGUUCCCUUGCUCCGAAGAUCGGUCCGCUCGGUCUGUCCCCGAAGAAGAUCGGAGAAGAUAUCGCCAAGGAAACGGCCAAGGACUGGAAGGGUCUGCGAGUGACUGUAAAGCUCACUGUUCAGAAUCGGCAGGCCAAGGUCGCAGUGGUUCCCUCCGCCGCUGCUUUGGUCAUCAAAGCCCUGAAGGAGCCGGAGCGGGACCGCAAGAAAACCAAGAACAUCAAGCACAAUGGCAACAUUUCUCUGGACGACGUGAUCGAGAUAGCGAAGAUCAUGAGGCCCAGAUCCAUGGCCAAAGACCUCACUGGGACCGUGAAGGAGAUCCUCGGCACGUGCGUCUCGGUUGGUUGCACGGUCGACGGGAAAGACCCUAAGGACCUGCAGCAGGAAAUCGCUGAUGGUGAUGUUGAGAUACCUCUAGAUUGAUUGUCUUUCGUUUCAUUUUCAGUUUUUUCUACUAUCAGUUUUGGCUCUGUUUUUUUUUUUUUUAAUGAAAAAGAAAAUCUUUUUGGAUGUGUCUCCAAGUUAUAGUUUCAAUAGGGGCAUUGAAUGAAUUCUCAUGAAGGAAAUUUUUGAGUUUGGAUGCCGAGAAUGUAAGCUCUUAUUUUUAGUGUUUCUUUUUUUCUCUCGUGGGAGAUACUGCCUGAUCGUAUAUGUGAAGCUUAAUUUUUAUAAUCCAUUUUGCUAUCGAAAUAUUACUGUUCUUUUCUUCUC
Ziziphus jujuba (common jujube) is the source of this 898-nucleotide messenger RNA. RefSeq names its product large ribosomal subunit protein uL11. Gene Ontology annotation, cellular component: ribosome; cytosolic large ribosomal subunit. Gene Ontology annotation, biological process: translation. Lineage: Eukaryota; Viridiplantae; Streptophyta; Magnoliopsida; Rosales; Rhamnaceae. Gene Ontology annotation, molecular function: structural constituent of ribosome; large ribosomal subunit rRNA binding. The coding region runs from base 110 to 610 and encodes 166 amino acids. The transcript has a single exon. The record is from RefSeq and is a predicted model, not a curated record.